UUCCAUCUUUGUCCUGUAGGGGGCAGCAAAGCUCAUCUUCUGUGUGCAUUUCAGAGAAGAAGAAUAUUAUUCUCUGCGCAUGCGCUAAUCUGGAACCCCAAUAACACUGUCGAUAUGUUACGAAAACACCACUUUAACUUGCUAAAGUUACACUACGCAGUUAGGAGCUAUGUGUUUGUUUUCUUAAUUCAUCUUUUAACGAAGGGUUCAAUUUGAUUUCGCUCAUUCUGUUCUUUAACGAGGCUUUUGUUUUCAUGUCUGCAGUGUUCACCGACCGCAUCAUGUAGUUAAACGUGUUACUUCCAGAGUCUCUAAUGUCUAAAUGUGACUCUUAUUUUACGAAACCUCUUCUUGGAAACGUUAUUGAAACUGUAGCUGUGACGGGAUGCAAGAAUCGCUGGUUUUCUUUGACCUGGAGACAACUGGACUUGGGCGGGAUUGUGAGAUCGUGCAGCUGGCGGCGGUGAGCGGGGGCCACUCCCUCAACCUCUACGUGGUCCCCCGGUGCCGGAUGGAGCGCGGGGCCUCCAGGGUGACCGGCCUCAGGGUCCGCGGGCGGAGACUGUACCUCCGUCGCCGACCGGUCCCCACCAACUCCCUGCGGGAGGUCCUGGUCUCCUUCAUCGCUUUCCUCCGGAUGCUCGGGCGCCCGCUGGUCCUCGGCCACAACAUCCGCCGCUUCGACUGCCCGCUGCUGGCCCGCGCCCUCGACCAGCUGGGCCUCGGGGCGCAGUUCCGGUCGGCGGUCUCGGGGUGCGUGGACACCCUGCCGCUGGCCCGGGAGACGCUGAGGGGCCGCGGCCUGCGGAGCUUCCGGCAGACGGACCUGGUGCGGGAGCUGCUGGGCGCGGACUACCAGGCCCACGACGCGCUGCAGGACGUGCGGGCGCUGCAGGCGCUGUAUGGCGAGCUCCGGCCCGCGGCCGAGUCCAUCCGCAGGCACGGGUUCACCCUGGACACCAUGGGGGACAAGCCGGCCCCUGGGUGCAAAGCGCCCCGGGGACAGCGCCCCCUGUGGGAGAGCGCAGGGCCGGCGGUGAAGGUCAACGACGGCGAAGAUGACGCGGCGGGACGCGCGAGAACCUCGGGAGAAGGCAACGAAAAGGGAAGAUGAGGGACGUGUGCAGAGACAUCAGGACACAUUGUCAAUGUGGAGUUUUCAUUCCGCUUCAGUUUUUUUGAUCAUUCCAAAAAAAACCGAUAUGUACUUUCAUUGUUGAUUUUAACGCACAAUGGCGGAGUGUCAGUUUUAUUUAUGGGAACGUAAUGGGUGGUUAAAGCUUUUUUUCCUAAUCUUCACCAGUUAUUUGUGCAACAACAAACAGGCGUGAUGAGUCUGAGGCUCAAAUUGUUUUUCUUCAGUCAAGUUUGCACAAAAUGUGAGAAAUAGUGAUGGCUGUCUGAAAUUGGCGGACGAAAUGCGUUUUUUAUUUACUGGGGAUACGUUAUGCACUUUUAAGUUUCAAUAAAUAAAUCGAAUAAACGUGAUGUAUUGUUGCA
Molecule: messenger RNA, 1500 nt
Organism: Pungitius pungitius (ninespine stickleback)
Lineage: Eukaryota; Metazoa; Chordata; Actinopteri; Perciformes; Gasterosteidae
Gene: plex9.2
Product: PML-like exon 9.2
Exons: 2
Coding region: 386-1114 (242 amino acids)
Biological process (GO): DNA catabolic process
Cellular component (GO): cytoplasm
Molecular function (GO): nucleic acid binding; 3'-5'-DNA exonuclease activity
Source: RefSeq, a predicted model, not a curated record